Messenger RNA from Pseudoliparis swirei, 3374 nucleotides. It is a transcript of the gene iqce, whose product is annotated as IQ motif containing E. The transcript is spliced from 20 exons. The record is from RefSeq and is a predicted model, not a curated record. Lineage: Eukaryota; Metazoa; Chordata; Actinopteri; Perciformes; Liparidae. Gene Ontology annotation, molecular function: protein binding. Bases 333 to 2561 code for a protein of 742 amino acids.
CGAUGUGGAAACAGCGAACCUCCCGCUGCAUGGGGACGAAUACAACCAUUUAAACGGGAUUUUAGGAAGAUACGGUUUAACGGUGUCCAUCAGCGCGUCACCGGGGCUGGUCGCGAGGAGGGUCCGCAGUCUGGACGAACCCCCGAGUUGUAGUUUAGCUAACUAACGUCUCUUUUGUUGUUGUUUUUACGACUCGUGUUAGUUAGAAGUGAGCUUCUUCUUUUAUUUAUUUUAUAUUUUUAGGAGUAAUUUAAAAAAAAACAUGAGAGCAUUAACGUGCACGCGCAGAAAGUCCAGUUGUCCCAACUCGACGUGACGUUCGCCCUCCAGCUAUGUUCGGCGUGAAGAUGUCUCUGGAGGCGAGUGACGUGCAGACUGAUGAAGACUGCGAGGAGCUGGGUGAGGAAAGCUUCUCUUUCUCUGCCGAUAUUUUGGAAAAGAUCAAAAGAAGGAAGACAUCCUCCGGCAAGCCUCCUCUGUCUCCAAGUAAGACCCCCCCCUCCCCCCACGCUUCCCAAAUUCCAUGGCUGUUCACACGCAGCGUGUGUGUGUGUGUGUGUGUGUGUGUGUGUGUGUGUGCAGUGUCUCCGUACUUCUCCAGUAUGAGCGUGAACCCCAGGAGAGCGGCGGUGGCGGCCUGGAGGCUGCCGAGGGCCUCCCUCGGGGACACCAGAGGGGACACUCUAGGGGAGAGUGGCUCGGCUCGCCUCACAUCCCUCAGCAACGGCCAUGAUGUGUCCCAGACCCUGAGGUCGGAGUGCGACGUCACCCCGGAGCUUCUCAGACAGACCUUGAGCGCGAGGAAACACAGACAUCUCCACUCUGGAUCCAACGGCUUCAGCGGCAGCACAGGCGACCCCAGAGAGAAGGAGGACAUGUACGAUGAGAUUAUUCGACUCAAGAAGAGUCUCCAGGCACAGAAGUCUGACAACCAGCAAAUGAAAGCCAGGCUCCGCCGCCUGGAGGAAGAUAACGCCAAGAGAGAGAAACAGAUAGAAGAGCUGUUGGAUCCCACCAAAGGAUCUGAAUAUACUCGUAGCUUUGUGGAUAAGAAGAAAGAAGGCAGUGUGGUUCUCAAUGGGCUGAAACAGAGAAUCCUGAAGCUGGAGCAGCAGUGUCGAGAGAAAGAGAAUGCGCUGAGUAAACUGCAAAGCGAGCUGAGGACCACCAACCUGGAGGAGCUGAAGAUCACCGUGGAAACCUACUUUGACGAGAUCCAGAGGCUGAGGAUGCUGCUACAAGCUGCAGAGAAAAGUAGUCGAGUGGAGAGCAAAUGCUCCCGCAAGCAGCAGAAAGUUUUAAGCUCCACGGUUCACCGACUGUCUGAGAACCAGAAGCAGCUGGAGCAGGAGAACGCGGCGCUCCGGGAGGAGCUCGACACCGACGGCCCUGCAGGAGGAGUCAAAGGUUACAGAGAGUGGAGUAAACAGAGGCUGUUGAGGAGGCUGUUGGAGGUGGAGAAGAGGCUGGAGGACGGCAGAGGACCCGCCCAGUCGGCAAAGCUCAGCGGCCGAUUGGAUCGGGAGGUCCAGACCACGCCCACGGAGAUUCUGGGGUUUACCAUGGCAACAGAGGCAGCGGUCUCCGUGGGAACAAACACAGAGGAAGGGGAGGAGCUCUCUGGUCUGAGAGAACGCCUCGGCCAAUUGGAGAAGGAGGGGGUGGAGCUUCAAGAGAAGCUGUUGAGUAAAGAUGAUGAACUGAGACAGGCGAGGACAGAGAGAGAAGAAUCGGAGGCGGAGACACGGCGAUGGCGAGCCGAGCAGACGGAUGAAUGGGACAAAGAGAGGCAGCAGCAUCAACAGGAGUUGGCUCAGUUUUUGGCGAGGAUCCAAACUCUGGAAGAGCGAAGUAAACCUGCACAGGCCGAGCUCCCCUCUCUCCCCGGCACGUCGCCAGAGGGCCACGAGGACACUCGAGUCGGAGCAGGUCCGGAGGAGGGGGACGAGAGGCUCACUGGAAGUAGAGAGGAGGAGGAGGAGGGGGGAGGAGGAGAAGAGUUGAAGAGAGAAAGGGAGAAAUCAGCGUUGGUUAUCCAGACAAACUGGAGGGAGCACCGGAACAGGGACGUUGUGCUGUUGCAGUCAGCCUUGAGAGCUCAUCUGCUCAGAGAGUCACGGCUAACGGGUCUGCUAAGAGAAACACAGAAUAAGGCCGCGGAGGCGACAAACCGCAGCGAUGCCGCAUCCUCCGCAGGAGGAGACUUGGACGUGGUUGCCUUGACGAUGGUACAGUCUGCGUUCAGGGGGCACCUGGCUCGCUGUAGCCGCGCAACAGAGAGCUCGGGGUUCUCCGUGCCUUCUCUAAUGGGAAACAAGGCGCCCACGCUCUCAGCGCGAAGAGCUCCCUCGACACACACGCCCAGCACAACAGACGGUGGAAAGCAGGGACAGGAAGAAGACCCCUGGCUCGCCUCCAGCGCUCACUCCUCCAGGAUGAUGCCACCAACAGGCCAACCGGAGCCGCGUUGCGCCGCCGGGGCGGGUUCUGACGACUCUGACGACGACAUCAUCGUAUCGCCGUCAUGUCCUCUGAGAAGCAGAGAAGUCUUCAUCUUAUAGACCUUCUAGGGUUUGUGUGUGUGUGCGUGUGUGAGGGAGAGUGAGGCAGACGGAGUGUGUUUGUGUUUGUGUGUGUGUGUGUGAGGGAGAUAUUAUGUCUGUGCUUUCCACUCUGAACCUUUAUGUCGUACCGUACCAAAUCCUCAUGGCUGGGAUAUAGUCAGGAUAACAUUUAACAUGCACGACAUGUUUCUCUCUCGUAAUAACCAGAGUGUUCUGAAUGCGGGUUUAUGACACGCCGCUGAGAGGCUCCCUUUUGAUUCUGAUCGUCUUCAGGACACGGUUCACGUACAACACUCUGAUCCCCGGUGUUGACGUGGGGCAGAGAGGAUAUCCUCUCUUAGUGCAGCUCCGAAGCACUUGCAUAAACAUGAACGGGCUAUCCCAUUUUGAUUUUUAGGAUAAUUCGUGCCAAAGUGCCUACUGCGUGGUUAUUUAAAUGACGGUAAUAAAUGCAUUCAUUUCACUUUCAGUUCACAGGCUAAGGAAAUAAUUAAGGAAUCAGAUUUUGGGCUGCUUUGCAAACGACACGACGCUGAUCCAUCCUUCGUAACACGACGGUAUGAUCGAGGGAUGAUCCUCUGAACUGAUGCACUGUUGAGUUAAACUGUGAAUAAAUUAUAGUCCGCUGCAAUACUAAACACACAGUACAGUGGAGGAUACACGGGGAGUUUGGAUCAUGCCAAUCAUUUUUGUGCUCUAAUAGACAAAUGAUCAACGCAGACUACGGAGGAGUGCAGUUUCCCCCACAUGAUGUGUGUAACUUAAUUUCUGAGACUUUCAAUAAAAUGCUGUUUUUAUAAUGAAACCUCA